AGAGUACCACAAUAGUGCCACGGAUUCCGUCGAUUUGACGGUCUAAUUCUCCCUGUUUCUUUUUGGCCUGUUCCCCAAUUGUGCUACACAUCGGAUAGACUAAAUAGACGUGACAUGGCCUCCGCCGACCUCUGUUGGCAGAUCAUGCGUGUGCACUCUUGCCACAUUGUUAAGAAGAAUCAAGUUCCUAAAUGGUUCUCGACAGAUCCUCUCAACCCGAAGAACAUCCACGUAAAGAAAUUCUCCGGCAUGUCACAGCAGAAAGCCCUUACUGUCAAGGCUUCGCCGAAAGGCAAGGGUGUCAUUUUAGUGUCGAAAACCAAACACUUCAGGCUAAACAGUCCUUCGAAGUCGAUUCAGGAAAUACCCCUCACUAAGCACAUGAGGAAGAUCAACAAAUCACUUAACAGUCUUGCAAAGUCGUACGGCCGUGCAGACCUUGCCCUGACGCUGAAACGACGCGCCACCGCUUUGAUCCGCGCUCAGAGCAAGGCGAAGAGAGUCGCACCUGCUAAAAAAGACUGAGAUGAAAUAAAGCAGGAGUCCAAAGGCUUGUGGCUUUUGUGGACUGUAUAAUCA
Molecule: messenger RNA, 579 nt
Organism: Varroa destructor (honeybee mite)
Lineage: Eukaryota; Metazoa; Arthropoda; Arachnida; Mesostigmata; Varroidae
Gene: RpL28
Product: ribosomal protein L28
Biological process (GO): translation
Cellular component (GO): ribosome
Molecular function (GO): structural constituent of ribosome
Source: RefSeq, a predicted model, not a curated record